Messenger RNA from Culicoides brevitarsis, 1445 nucleotides. RefSeq names its product activator of 90 kDa heat shock protein ATPase homolog 1. The record is from RefSeq and is a predicted model, not a curated record. NCBI's taxonomy places the organism in Eukaryota, Metazoa, Arthropoda, Insecta, Diptera, Ceratopogonidae. Bases 178 to 1206 code for a protein of 342 amino acids. The transcript has 3 exons. Gene Ontology annotation, biological process: protein folding; positive regulation of ATP-dependent activity. Gene Ontology annotation, molecular function: protein-folding chaperone binding; ATPase activator activity. Gene Ontology annotation, cellular component: cytosol.
AUUCGAGAGACAACAUUCGAGAGCUCAAAAAGUUGUUACCGCACGCCAGAAAAAUCCCAAAUUUGCAUCGAAAACACACAAAAAAUAAAAAAUCCUCAAACAAGGCCUUAAAACUUAAAUCGAAACGCAUUUUUAUCACGUGAGAUCUAAAGUUUAAGCAGAAAAUCAAAGCAAAAAAUGGCAAAAUGGGGUGAAGGUGAUCCACGUUGGAUCGUUGAAGAGAGACCCGACGCCACAAAUGUCAAUAAUUGGCAUUGGACUGAAAAGAAUGCGACGCCAUGGUCGAAAGACAAGCUGAAACAGUUGCUCGAAGGCUUGGAAAUCAAGAAAAACGGCAUUCAUUGUCGCAUCAAGUCAUGCGAAAAAUUAGAAGGCGAAGCAACGGCAAAUAAUCGUAAAGGAAAAUUGAUCUUUUUCUACGAAUGGGAUAUCGUGCUCAAGUGGGAAGGCAAGUUGGAGGGCGACGAAAAGUUUGUGACAGACGGCAAAGCGACAAUUCCUAACCUCAGUGAGGAAAAUGACAUCGAUGAAGUCGAAAUUACCAUCUCCAUUGACGAAUCCAACGAACUGAACGAGCGCAUAAAGGCUUUCAUGUACAACGUUGGGCGCGACAAGAUCCGCGAGCAACUCGAUUCUUACGUGAAAACGCUCAAACUGGAUUUCGCCAAAGGAUUAAUUCUGCCCUCGAAGGACGGCGCGAAGGAUAGUGAUAAAGUUGUGAUCAAAAACAACACGAUGAUCAACAAAAAAAUCGAAAUGCAGCCCGUGAUCGAUCCAAAAGCCAAUGUCGGAGUUCGCAUCGAAUGCGAAACGAUCAACAUCACCGAAUCCUUCAGAUGUCGCGCCGCUGAGCUAUACGACGCACUUACGAACAAAGAAAUGGUCGCUGCCUUCACGCGAGGAGAUGUCAAAAUGGAAGCCAUAAAGGGGGGAGAAUUUCAAUUAUUCGGCGGAAAUAUCUCAGGAAAAUUCGACGAACUCGUACCUCACAGCAAAAUUACGCAAACUUGGCGAUACAAACAGUGGCCCGGCGGGCAUCAUUCGCACGUAACUCUCGAAUUAAGUGAGCAGGACGAUCACACGGAGCUCAAGUUGACACAAACGAGUGUGCCCGUCUCCGAUUUGGAGAAUACCAAACAAAAUUGGAGCCGAUACUAUUUCGAAAGUAUUAAACGGACUUUUGGUUUCGGAACAUUCUUGUAUUGAAAAAUUUCCUUGUUUAGCUUUGUAUACCAAUAUUUAAAUAAAGUAAUGAUUAGAUGCGCGCGCGCUCCCCAAUUAAAUUAUUAUUUUAAUUUUUUUUUUUUUUUUAUUAAAAAAAUUAAGGUCGAUUUAAAAAUUUAAAAAAAUUUUGCUUAAAAUUUUUUUUUUUUUUUAUAAAAAAUUAAUUUUCAAUUUUUUUUAUAUAUUUUUUGUCCAAAAAUUCUCAUUAAAAAAUAAAAAUU